AUGGCAACAAUAAAGGAAUCCAAGGAGGGUGAUGUUGAAUCAGACAUUUCCAAAAUUCUAGACCCAGACAAAUUGUUCAUCGCCAAUCAGACCUUUGAAGACGAAUCUUUUGCCGCGAAUCAGACAGUCAAAGAGGAAUAUUCUGUAGGAAAUCAGACAAUCAAAGAGGAAAUCAAAGAUGAAUCUUUCAUUGCCAAUGGCAAUGGAGAAUCUCUCAUUGCCAAUAUUGGAAUGGUUGCAGAAAAUUCUUUCAUGGCCAAUCAGACCACUGAGACUGUUGAAGAAAAGUCUUUUGUUGGCAAUUAG
Puccinia triticina is the source of this 306-nucleotide messenger RNA. RefSeq lists its product as uncharacterized. The coding region runs from base 1 to 306 and encodes 101 amino acids. The transcript has a single exon. The record is from RefSeq and is a predicted model, not a curated record. NCBI's taxonomy places the organism in Eukaryota, Fungi, Basidiomycota, Pucciniomycetes, Pucciniales, Pucciniaceae.